Molecule: messenger RNA, 23899 nt
Organism: Gordionus sp. m RMFG-2023
Lineage: Eukaryota; Metazoa; Nematomorpha; Gordioida; Chordodea; Parachordodidae
Product: titin-like
Exons: 125
Coding region: 201-23636 (7811 amino acids)
Molecular function (GO): protein binding
Source: RefSeq, a predicted model, not a curated record
CGAAGAAAAAAUAUUAUCUAAAAUUGUCGCAAAAAUAUAUAAAAUUAUUUCAGAUUUUAAUAAAAAAAAUUUCUGCAAAAUCGAAGAAAUUUGUUCUUCCAGGAAGAAUCAUCCAGAAAUUUCCAUUCACAAAAUUAGGGUAUUUGAGCAAAACGUCUCCUUAACUCACUUUCCCCUGCAAACUAUCAAUAAAAUAUAAAAUGGUUAUCUCAGAAAACAUCCCGCCAAAUAUCGUCAAGAAACCCUGGCUAUACAAGAACAAAGAUGACGGUUCAUUGGUAAUAAAGGUGGAAAUAAUAGCGGGCCCAGAACCGGUUAUAAUAUGGAGUCGGGACGGAAAGCAGCUCAACGAAACGGCAUCAUCAACAGUUUCGUCGCCAUCGACAUCCCAUCAAAACCACAGUUUUACGUUGGAGAGGGUUAGAGGCAAUAGCUAUAUAGCCUCCCUUGUUAUUAGAUCUCCGGAUUCCAGGUACGACACCGGAAGCUACACAAUAAGGGCUACCAACCCUCACGGAAGCGCUCAAUCUCAAAUAGAACUAAACUUCGUUAGGCCCGAAGAUAUCGAUCAAGAUGAUUCCAAUGAAAGCAAGACGGUAUCACCUUUCUUCAAGAAGAAAACUACAGCCAAACAGACCGAUCACCAAAUGGUUAUAGAGUCGAUCAUUGGUUGCGAUCCAGAACCUUCCAUUGUUUGGUUCUUCAACGACAAGGAAAUCAAAAAUCAAGGACAAUACAACAUAACGUUAUCAAGGCUAGAAAACAAUACGUACAGGUCUGUGCUGACAAUCAACGAUUUGAACGUAGAAAACGCCGGGACCUACCAAAUUAACGCGCGAAAUGCUAAUGGUGAAUGCAAUUCAAUCGUGGCUAUCACAUUUGAUGAAAGAUACAUACCGACGUCAGAUGAUAUAGUACCUACUUUUACCGAAAGAUUGCACGUCAGGCAGUCGGAAGAUGGAAGCGUUGUAUAUUUCGAGUGCAAACUCUCCGCCUUUCCUGCCCCUGAUAUUCAAUGGUAUUUCGGUGACAAAAAGAUCCAAAAUGACGAUAAAUUCAAAAUUAAGCAGAUAAUAGACGGGAAGGAUUACAUUCUGAGUUUGCAAGUUGACGAUGUCAAUCUCGACGACGCCAAUCAGUACAGGAUCGUAGCCGGGAAUAAGGCUGGAACAACUGAGGAGAAAUAUAAACUUGCUUUUGAACUAACGGACGAAAAACCACCAAAGAUUUACCACGGGAUUCCUCCCAGGUUUCAUAAUAAGCCGAUAGUGAAGCUCGAAAGCAAUUUGAAGCUCAUAAUAGAAUGCUUGGUAGAAGCCAAUCCGGUAGCCGACAUUACUUGGUAUUGCGAAAACGAUAAAAUAACAAGUAAAAGAUACGAUUCCACUGUCGCGUUUGUCAUGAAAAAUUUCUACAAAGUCGUCUUGGUGAUUCAGAAUCCGACUCUAGCCGACUUUGUGAAUUAUCGUUGCUUAGCCAUAAACCCAUACGGAGAGAGCGCUGCCAAUAUACGAUUGAAUUUGAUAGGUCCAAAAAAGUUGAUGACAGAAGGCUUUAUGCCCAAAUUCCUCAAGCCCACAGAAAUAGUCGAAGUUUUUGAAAGCAAGGUAGACGCUAAAGGGAAGAAGAAAUUGGUAGAGUUAAUCCUGGAAAACGAAAUCGAAGCUCUUCCUGAACCGAAGGUUGUUUGGGACUUCGGUAGUAAUUUGAUAGACCAAAGAAACACUAGAUAUUCGUUUGAAUUUACUGAGAUCAAGGAACGGAAAAAUGUUUACAAGACCAUUUUGAAAAUUAAGAAUCCCGAUGAAAAGGAUCAUGGCUUGUAUACUUGCACAGCUAAAAAUAAAUACGGCGAAAGCUCCCAAGAUGCUUAUUAUCCAUCCGGCGCCGCCGCGAAGAGAGGCGAAGAAGGCGAAAAACCCGUGUUCGUCGAAGAAUUAAGUUCCAAGUCCGAAGAAAAAACGAUAAUCAUUGAAGGCAAAGUAACCGGAACUCAACCUUUCAAGAUAAAAUGGAUGAAGGAUGAAAAGGUUCUGUCUACAGAGGAAAGAACCGAUUACGAGAUUCAUUUCGAGGCUUCAUCCGGCAAAGUUUGGAUCGAAAUCAAAAAGCUUUCCAAAGAAUAUAGCGGGGAAUACAGUUGCGAAGUCAGCAAUAACUACGGCAUAGCCAUUUCUACGACUUACUUAGAUACACAAAGACUUCCAGAACCGCCAGGAAAACCGAGCGUUAAAGAAGUUAAGGCAACUUCUAUCGUUAUUACAUGGAAACCCUCGGAUAAAGUUGAUAAAGAUUUUCCCGUCAUAGGUUUCAAGAUAGAGAGAAAGAUGUACACCCAAUCGGAACAGGAAUGGAAAAUGAUAUGCGAGGAUUGCAGGGAAACCACUUAUGAAGAUAAACAGGUCACCCAAACCGAUUCAUACGUAUAUAGGAUUAUAGCCUACAAUAUCUGUGGUCCGUCUCGCCCCAGUCCACCGUCCGACAAAAUAUCGAUUUCCGACAAAUUUAAAAAACCAACGAUUACAGCCGAUAAUCUUAAAGAUCAAACGAUCCAUAAAAAGAAGUCUCUCAAACUCAUCGUGACAUUCGAAUCGAAGCCCCACGCCACGGUCGAAUGGUACAAAGACGGGGAUAGGGUUGAGAGCGAUUCUCAUACAACCAUCACGGAAAGCGUUACAUCACAAGAGGACAUUUACACAACAGAGUUGCUAAUAAAGGAAAGCGAAAUGGAAGAUGAAGGAGCUUACGAGAUAAGAAUCGAAAACGAAAUAGGAAAAGUGGAAGAACACGCUAAAAUAUCUGUCAUAGAUUUACCAGGCCCGCCAAAGGGACCACUUCAAAUUUCAAAUGCCAAUGGAAUUAGUUGUACACUAAAAUGGGAAUAUCCCGAAUAUGAUGGCCGAUCUACUAUUAAAAAUUACUACAUCGAAAAGUUCGAGAGUGACAAGAAGAAAUGGAUCCAUAUAGGGAACGCUGGAGAUAGUCUAAACUUCGACGUGACUAAAUUGACGCCAGGCCAAGAAUAUUCAUUCAGGGUUUACUCUGAAAAUGUUGUCGGCAGGAGUCAGGUACCGCUAACACUCGAAGGGAAGUUCAUAUCGAAAACACCUUCAGAUAUCCCAUCCGCUCCCGAAAAACCGCACAAGACAUCAUCAAGCCCCUAUUACAUAGAAAUAGCUUGGGAACAAGGCAAACAAAAACCCGGAAUUACUGUGGAUGGUUAUUUGAUAGAAAGGAAAGAAAAAUCAUCACUCGUUUGGGAAAAGAUUAACGAGGAUUUAGUCCCAACGCUUACGUACACAGACAACGAAGUCAUUGAAAACAUGGCUUACCAAUACAGGAUUUACGCGGUGAAUAAAGUAGGACCAAGCCAGGCUAGUCCUCCUUCCGACUUGAUCGAAGCGAAGCUUGAUAUCUUGGUGAAAACAUCUAAACCCGGAAAACCGUUACGUCCUGUAGCUACUAAAGAGGGAAAAAAUAGUGCUAAAUUAGAAUGGAAAAUAGUGAAAGACGACGGAAACUCACCUAUUACCGGCUACAUCAUAGAAGUAUGCACACCUAUCGAUGAAAACAUAGCGGAAAAGGAUAUGGUUGACAAAGACUGGCACAAGCUGAAAGAUAUAAGGGAUGCCAAAACUUUGCAGAUACUUUUAACUGAUCUUAAAAUGGACACGCCCUAUUUAUUCAGGAUAAGAGCCUAUAAUGUAGUAGGGGUAGGGGACCAUAGCGACUCCACUCAACCGGCCAUAAUUUUCAAAGAGGCUAAAGAGGAAAAGGAUAAGAGAAGGCCCUCCAAGGAAGGUAAGGAGGAGAAAAAGAAGGAAAAAGCGGAGAAAGAAAAAGGAGAGUUAGAAUUGAAAAGACCCAAAGAGGAAGAAGUUGAAGCUGAUCAACUAGACCAAGCUAAGAAAAUAAUCGAGGAAAAACCUAAAGCAGCGAAAAAGGGUGAAGUGAAAGGUGAAGAGGAAAAGAAGAAGCCUGAGGAAGAAAUAAAGCCGAAAGUGGAUAAAAUAAAAGUCGAACCAGAAAAACCGGAAAAGGCUGAAGAAAUACCGGAAGAGGUGGUAGCUAAAGCGAUAAUCGAAAAACCGGAUAGACUCAAGGAAGAAAGAGAAAAGAUUGAGAAGAAACCGGGUGAAGAGGAGCUUAAACCGAAAGUGGAAAAAGCAAAAUUGGAACCAGAAAAAGUAGAAAAAUUGCCGGAAGAAGAAGCAGCUAAAGUUGUGCCAGAAAAACCUGGAAAGAUGAAAGAAGAAAAGGAAAAGGUGGAAAAGAAACCGGAAGAAGCCAUUAUACCCAAAUUGGAGAAAACGGAAGAUGAACGAGAAAAGCCAGAAAAAGUUGAAAAAUUGCCCGAAGAGGAAGCAGCUAAAGCUGUGCCAGAAAAACAGGGAAAGAUGAAAGAAGAAAAGGAAAAACUGGAAAAGAAACCAGAAGAGGCUCUUAAACCCGAAGUGGGUAAAACUAAAUUGGAACCUGAGGAAAAAACAAUCGGGAAGCCGGAAGAAAAAGCAGCUAAGGUGGUACCUCAACCAGAAAAAGGAAAAGGGAAGGAAGAAAAGGAAGAAGAAAUUAAGCCUGGAAAAUUGGUCGAAGCUGAAAAAGAUAGAUUGAAAGAAGUCGAGGGUAAAGGAGAAAAAGUUGAAAAAGUCGAAGAAGCUGCUGCUGUCAAGCCUAAAGACGAAAAAAAAGAAAAAGUUAAAGAAGUUGAACCAUCGAAAAAACCUGAAGCCGCCAUCGAAAAAACGGAAAAAUUAGAGGAACCAACGGAAAAAGUUAAAAAAGCAGAAGAAAUAGCUAAAAUUGAACCAUCUAAAAAGCCUGAAGCCGCGACCGAAAAAACGGAAAAGAUAGAAGAACCGACGGAAAAAGCUAAGAAGCCAGAAGAAGAAAUCAAGGGAGUUAAACCGCUUUUAGACACGACUAAAAUUAAAGAUCAAACACUGAAAGUGGGAGAAACGCUCAAAAUUGCCGUUCCCUUUAAGGCUGAACCACAACCCGAUGUUCAAUGGAAAUCGCAUGGAAAGAUUAUAAGUGCCGAUUUCGAUUCAAGAUUUAUUGUUGAGGUGAAGCCAAAUUUUACUCAAUUAACGUUGAAAGAUGUUAAAAGAGGUGACGAAGGCGAAAUUUCUCUUACUGUAACAAAUAUAGCUGGCGAGGAUGGGACCACGAUGAAGCUAAAAGUUGUUGGUAAACCAUCACCUCCCAGGGAGCCGUUCGAGGUAAAGGAAGCUAUUGACAAUACACUAACAUUGACUUGGAAAGAACCGGAAGAUGAUGGUGGAAGCAAAAUCACGAAUUACAUUUUGGAAAAGAAAGAGGUAGGCAAGCCCAGCUGGGAAUUGGUCAAUAACAUGGUUCCAUCUACGGAAUGCCUCGUGAAAAACUUAAAAGAAAAUCAAAGUUACCAGUUCAGGGUAAAAGCCGAAAAUAAAUACGGAAUAUCGGAAGCAUUAGAGAUGAAGCAUCCCGUCACAAUACAAGCCAAAAUGGAAAAAGUUAAAGAGCCAUCGAAAAAGCCGGAAGCUGCCGUCGAGAAAACGGAAGAAUUAGAGGAACCAACGGAAAAAGCUAAGAAACCAGAAGAUAAAAUCAAGGGAGUUAAGCCACUUUUAGACACGACUAAAAUAAAAGAUCAAACACUAAAAGUGGGAGAAACGCUCAAAAUUGUCGUUCCAUUUAAGGCUGAACCUCAACCUGAUGUUCAAUGGAAAACGCAUGGAAAGAUUAUAAGCACGGAUCUUGAUUCGAGGUUCAUAGUUGAGGUAAAGCCAAACUUUACUCAACUAACACUGAAAGACGUUAAAAGAGGUGAUGAGGGAGAAUUUUCUCUCGAUGUAACCAAUAUAGCAGGCAAGGAUGAGACCUCGAUGAAGCUCCAAGUUGUUGGUAAACCAUCCCCACCAAGGGAGCCGUUCGAGGUAAAGGAAGCUACUGACAAUACACUAACACUGACUUGGAAAGAACCGGAAGAUGAUGGUGGAAGCAAAAUCACGAAUUACAUUUUGGAAAAGAAAGAGGUAGACAAGCCCAGUUGGGAAUUGGUCAACAACAUGGUUCCAUCUACGGAAUGCCUCGUGAAAAACCUGAAAGAAAAUCAAAGUUACCAGUUCAGGGUAAAAGCCGAAAAUAAAUACGGAAUAUCGGAAGCAUUAGAGAUGAAACACCCCGUCACAAUUCAAGCCAAAAUGGAAAAAGUUAAAGAGCCAUCGAAAAAGCCGGAAGCUACCGUCGAGAAAACGGAAGAAUUAGAGGAACCAACGGAAAAAGCUAAGAAGCCAGAAGAGGAAAUCAAGGGAGUUAAACCACUUUUAGACACGACUAAAAUAAAAGAUCAAACACUAAAAGUGGGAGAAACGCUCAAAAUUGCCGUUCCCUUUAAGGCUGAACCUCAACCUGAUGUUCAUUGGAAAACGCAUGGAAAGAUUAUAAGCGCAGAUCUUGAUUCGAGAUUCAUAGUUGAGGUAAAGCCAAACUUUACUCAACUAACAUUGAAAGACGUUAAAAGAGGUGACGAGGGAGAAUUUUCUCUCGAUGUAACCAACAUAGCAGGCAAGGAUGAGACCUCGAUGAAGCUCAAAGUUGUAGGUAAACCAUCGCCGCCAAGGGAGCCGUUCGAGGUAAAGGAAGCUACUGACAAUACACUAACACUGACUUGGAAAGAACCGGAAGAUGAUGGUGGAAGCAAAAUCACGAAUUACAUUUUGGAAAAGAAAGAGGUAGGCAAGCCCAGUUGGGAAUUGGUCAAUAACAUAGUUCCAUCUACGGAAUACCUCGUGAAAAACUUAAAAGAAAACCAAAGUUACCAGUUCAGAGUAAAAGCCGAAAAUAAAUACGGAAUAUCGGAAGCAUUAGAGAUGAAGCACCCCGUUACAAUACAAGCCAAAAUGGAAAAAGUUAAAGAGCCAUCGAAAAAGCCGGAAGCUACCGUUGAGAAAACGGAAGAAUUAGCGGAGCCAACGGAAAAAGCUAAGAAGCCAGAAGAGGAAAUCAAAGGAGUUAAACCACUUUUAGACACGACUAAAAUAAAAGAUCAAACACUAAAAGUGGGAGAAACGCUCAAAAUUGCCGUUCCCUUUAAGGCUGUACCUCAACCCGAUGUUCAAUGGAAAACGCAUGGAAAGAUUAUAAGCGCGGAUCUUGAUUCGAGGUUCAUAGUUGAGGUAAAGCCAAACUUUACUCAACUAACAUUGAAAGACGUUAAAAGAGGUGACGAGGGAGAAUUUUCUCUCGCUGUAAGCAAUAUAGCAGGCGAGGAUGAGACCUCGAUGAAGCUCAAAGUUGUUGGUAAACCAUCCCCACCAAGGGAGCCGUUCGAGGUAAAGGAAGCUACUGACAAUACACUAACACUGACUUGGAAAGAACCGGAAGAUGAUGGUGGAAGCAAAAUCACGAAUUACAUUUUGGAAAAGAAAGAGGUAGGCAAGCCCAGUUGGGAAUUGGUCAAUAACAUGGUUCCAUCUACUGAAUGCCUUGUGAAAAACUUAAAAGAAAAUCAAAGUUACCAGUUUAGAGUAAAAGCCGAAAAUAAAUACGGAAUAUCGGAAGCAUUAGAGAUGAAGCACCCCGUCACAAUACAAGCCAAAAUGGAAAAAGUUAAAGAGCCCUCGAAAAAGCCUGAAGCUGCCGUCGAGAAAAAGGAAGAAUUAGAGGAACCAACGGAAAAAGCUAAGAAGCCAGAGGAAAUCAAGGGAGUUAAACCAAUUUUAGACACGACUAAAAUAAAAGAUCAAACACUAAAAGUGGGAGAAACGCUCAAAAUUGCCGUUCCAUUUAAGGCUGAACCUCAACCGGAUGUUCAAUGGAAAACGCAAGAAAAGAUUAUAAGCGCGGAUAUUGAUUCGAGGUUCAUAGUUGAGGUAAAGCCAAACUUUACUCAACUAACAUUGAAAGACGUUAAAAGAGGUGACGAGGGAGAAUUUUCUCUCGAUGUAACCAACAUAGCAGGCAAGGAUGAGACCUCGAUGAAGCUCAAAGUUGUUGAUAAACCAUCCCCGCCAAGGGAGCCGUUCGAGGUAAAGGAAGCUACUGACAAUACACUAACACUGACUUGGAAAGAACCUGAGGAUGAUGGUGGCAGCAAAAUCACGAAUUACAUUUUGGAGAAGAAGGAAGUUGACAAGCCCAAAUGGGAAAUGGUAAAUAACAUGGUUCCAUCUACGGAAUGCCUCGUGAAAAACUUGAAAGAAAAGCUAACUUAUCAGUUUAGGGUCAAAGCCGAAAAUAAAUACGGAAUUUCGGAAGCCUUGGAGAUGGUACACCCCGUCACAAUACAAGCCAAAUUGGUGGUACCAUCUUUACCCGGAAAACCAGAAUUAAAGGACAAAGAUGAAGAUUUCAUAGAGAUAGUCUGGACACCGCCUUUAGAUGAUGGGGGAAAACCGAUUAAAGAAUACCUAGUGGAACGUCAAGAUACCAAGACCAAUAAGUGGGCGCAGAUUGCUAAAGUUGAACCGGAUGAAUUAAGUUUUACGGACAAAGACGUGAUUCCGAACGGAGAAUACAAAUACAGGUUGAGCGCUGUGAACGACAUAGGCAUCAGUGAGCCAGGUCCUCCCAGCGAAAAAAUUAGAGCCAGUUCUAAGCUAGAAAAGCCAAGAUUUUUAUUGGAUAAGUUUCCCGGAAAGGUGUUCAAAAUCAAGCCCGGGGAGAGCUUUGACGGAAGUUUUCCAUUUGUAGGUUCACCAUCUCCGUCUGUUGAGUGGAAAAAGAAUGGCGAGAUCAUUUCAUCUAGUCCAGAAUUCAAAAUUGAAAAUACUGAAGGAAUCACACGUGUAAUCAUAGCGAAAGCUUUAAUGCCUUUGACUGGUAUAUACAAAAUAAAGAUAGCGAACGAAGCUGGAAAAGAUGAAGUUGAGAUUAAGUUUUUCGUUAAAGAUAAACCAGGACCUCCUAGAGGCCCCCUCCAGUUUUCAGAUAUUACAGCUGAUAGCUUAACCCUUGGAUGGAAGCCGCCAUUGAAUUACGGUGAAGAUUUCAAAGACUAUGAUAUGCCGCCAAUUUUAGGAUACUACGUUGAAAUGAUGGAUAUGGAUGAUAAAAAAUGGCUGGCAGUGGGUAAGCCGGUCGGUGGUUUGUCCAAAAAAGUGCCUGAUUUGAAACCCGGUAAAACUUACAAGUUCAGGGUGAAGGCUGAAAAUUAUUUCGGUAUCGGUGAACCUCUGGAAAGCGAACCUUUUCUGUUUAAACCACCAUUUGGUGUGCCCUUCCUAGAAUCGCCAUUGCAGCCAACUGCCGAGACCAAGGUUAGGGCUAGGCAACCAUUAGAUCUUGGAUUGCCGAUAUACGAUUCGCCUCAACCUUCGGUCGAUAGAUACAAGGAAGGUGUACCCUACCGAGGACCGCCAUUGCAGCCAACUGCCGAGACUAAGGAUAGGGCUAGACAACCAUUUGAUCUUGGAUUGCCGAUAUACGGUUCGCCUCAACCUUCGGUCGAUUGGUACAAGGAAGGUGUACCCUACCGAGGACCGCCAUUGCAGCCAACUGCCGAGACCAAGGAUAGGGCUAGACAACCAUUUGAUCUUGGAUUGCCGAUAUACGGUUCGCCUCAACCUUCGGUCGAUUGGUACAAGGAAGGUGUACCCUACCGAGGACCGCCAUUGCAGCCAACUGCCGAGACCAAGGAUAGGGCUAGACAACCAUUUGAUCUUGGAUUGCCGAUAUACGGUUCGCCUCAACCUUCGGUCGAUUGGUACAAGGAAGGUCCUCCUCCGCCAUUAUUAAUGGAAGUGCCAUAUGUAUAUACCUCGGGAAGAAAUUAUAUCGAGGUGAGAUGGAAUUCUCCCAUAGAUUUAGGACUGCCUUACCUGACCUACAACAUUGAAAGGCGGGACGAUGAGUAUCCCGACUGGAAGCGUAUCAAUACUUUCCCGUUAAUGGAGACUCGUCUAAGAGACAGGCAAAUCAAGCCGGACAGAUCGUAUGAAUACCGUGUUAUUCCUUUUAUGGAAUCGUUUAUAGGAACCCCUGGCCUUCCAUCUUUGCCUUACAAAAUAGAGGAGUUUAGAGUUAAGCCCAGGAUUUUGAUUGAACAAUCUCCUAUUAACGAAUCCGUUAUUAAAAUCGAGAUUGGGACACCUAUCGAAUGGGUUAUUCCUAUAGUGGGCGUGCCUAGGCCAAAGGUGGAUUUUUUCCGAAACGGUUUACCCUUGCCUUUCAUCCCACCUUCUUUUUACGAUUGGAUUGCCAGACCUGAAGAUAACCAUCCCUGUAUCAGGGUUAGGAUACCCGAGAUAGAUAUAGAUUUCCAAGGCAAAUAUAUGAUGAUAGCCAAAAAUCUUUAUGGUACAGACAUAUUUGAAUUCAAAAUAAAUGUUCUCAGCAAGCCAGAUAAGCCCAUGGGCCCGUUGAUUAUAGAGGACAUAGGCCAUGAUUUUGCUACUAUAUCUUGGAAACGGCCCCCAACAUAUAUAGGGGACGACCUUUACAGGGCAAGAGCUAUGGAUAGAGAUAUAUAUGAUGACGAUUAUAAUUACUUAGUAGAAUAUAGGAACAGGGACAGGGCCGAGCUUUACGACGAUGAUCUAGAUGGGGGUUGGAUAGAGUGUGGCAAGUUAUCGCCGCGCGAACAUCCGUUAACCAGAUAUAGAAUUCCAGAUUUAUAUUACGGGGCCCCUUAUAGUUUCAGAGUUAGAGCCUUUAAUGAUUACGGCUACAGCUUGCCCCUGGAGAGUGAUAGAGAUAUAUAUACCUUGCCACCACGUCAACUCAGAUCAUCUUUAAGUCCAUACCUGGACAGACCUCUUUUAGGAUCCGAUUAUCCCAUUGGUCCAGAUAAUUAUCCAGAUACCUUCGGCUAUUACAGGCACGAUUAUGGAGACAGUGACUAUCCAUUGUCAUAUCGUCAAAGAUUACCCGGGGAUUACAAAGGAAUGGAUGAUUUAAAUUUAGAUUUUGAUGAUGUUGGUAGGUAUUUUAGAAAAGAUUAUAGAAGUUACGAUGAGGAAGAUGAUCAAGUAAUGGUAAUGCGGCGAAGGCCUAUGAGGAUGGAAUGCAUAGAAAUUCUCAGCCCUCCAAUGAAUUUACGCAUCGAGCGUAUAUUUAAUCAAGAUCUACAAUUGGUGUGGGAUGCCUCACCCGAUGAAUUCACGGAACAAUUCAUAGGUUACAUUGUUGAGAUGAGCCUAGAUAAUUACGAAUGGCUCUGUUUGAAUUCUGUACCAAUUAUGGAAAGGUCAUACUUAGUCACCGACAUAAUAGAAGGGCAGGAUUAUAGCUUCAGAGUUAGAUCCAUAACCUUGUACGGGUCUUCCAUGCCUACGAUACCGACAAACACCAUGCUGAUGCAAUAUGAUUUGCAUGGCGCCGCGGAAGAGAGAAUACCAUCCAAAUUUAGGGUUAGGGAAUACGAGUCAUUAGAAGCGAUUUUUCCACACGCUGGAUUUAUUGUCAGAGAAGUUGAAUGGAUUGUAAAUGGAAUACUUAUCGCUCCUUCUUCCAACAAUUUAUGGGUAUGUCACCCAGAUCACAUCAUCUUUCUUAUACCCAGAAUUACUAAAGAAUUCUCGGGUCAUCAUAGCAUAACUGUAUGGACUGAAUUCGGUGUGGAAAAUUUGGAAUUUUUCGUACAUAUUUACGGCCCGCCCAGCCCUGUCAUUGAACCUAUAGUGAUAGAUGAAAUAACGAUUGACAGCUGCCGGUUGAGUUGGACUCCUCCAGAAUGCAACGGAGGAUCGGAUAUAACAAAUUACGUUAUAGAAAUCAGGGAAAAUGGAAAGAUCAAUUGGUGCGCCGUCGCCAAAUUUAGUACAAAGCCGAGUUAUUGUGUUCUAGACUUAGAGCCGGAUACCGAAUUCCAAUUUCGGAUAUUCGCUGAAAAUAUAUACGGCCUUUCUAUGCCCGUAGAAACUUGCUUCAUCAGAACUCUACCAGCUAUAACGUUCCCAGACGCUCCCAGUUCUCCCAUACUGAUUGGACAGGGAGUGCAUUUUAUUAAAAUAGCCUGGAAACCACCGUUGUUCGAUGGUAGAUCUCCCAUCAUUGGGUUUAGAGUAGAACGCAAAUACGAAAAGGACGAUUGUUGGACAAUAUUGGAUGAUUGCCAUCCCACGAAUCAAUACCUCGACGAGAAGCUAUACAGGACCAGGAGAGGUGGAAUUAUGAGAAAGAGUUUUAGAAGGAGAACGCCAAGUUUUAGCAGGAAGCUCGAAGGAGGGGAGGAAAUUAUUGGGGGAGACGGAGACGAAUGCGUAUGUUACAGAGUGAGUGCGGUUAACCGAGUCGGUUCCGGUCCUAUGAGCCUACCAUCCGAAUAUUAUCCCAGUUCACUUUGUAAAAAACCUACCUUGAUCAAUGAUUUCGGGCUCUGCUUUACUCCCAAAUUAUUCAUAUUGGGGAUCAAAGAUUUAUUUUCUAUCAAAAUCGAUUUUCAUUCCGAUGAUCGACCUGUACUAAUAACUUGGCUGAAAGAUAAUCAUCCUGUCAGGAUACUAGGCACCUGUAUAGAGGAACAGCGAGAGAGCGCCAUUUUCCGCAUAUUUUCAUGCAAACUUGAAGACGACGGAAAUUACGAAUGCAUAUUUUCCAAUAAGUUCGGUUCGAUUUCGGCUUAUUUUACCAUCAUGAUUAUCGAUAAACCUUCCGCUCCGGUCGGUCCCGUAAUUUUGUCCGAACCCACCGAGAGUUCCGUUACCCUCUCUUGGAGAUGCCCAGAGUUUUUGGGGGGCAAUAGACUUACAGGUUAUAGUUUGGAAUUUCAGGAUAUGAGAGAUGAUAAAUGGUCCAAAAUUCCUUAUAUGCUGUCCUCGCCACAUUAUACAAUCACUGGCUUAGUCGAAGGCCAACGAUAUUUAGUCAAGAUAACCGCUAACAAUAACCAAGGUGAAAGUCUGGGAUUGUUUACAAAUUUAAUAGUAGGUCUUAAAGCCCCGCCCUUAAAUAGCCCAUUUGGAAGACCGACAGUCGAAGACUUAGGGUUCUCCGACUUGAGAUUAUUCUGGGAUCCUAUACAACUUAAUAAAGCUAACGACAAAAUUAUAGGCUACAUAAUAGAAAAGAGGAUUUAUGGGAAUGAAUGGAUUAGAGUAAAUUCCGUGCCUUUAUCUCAAAGCUAUCACGAUGUCAAAGAUCUUACUCCAUCCGGAAAAUACGAAUUCAGGAUCAAAGCGUUGUUAGAAGAUGGAUUAUCAUACACAAGCGACAUCUCUAACUUGAUCGCAAUGAAAAGAAUGCCUUGUGCCCCCAGUCCUCCACUAUCGUUGGAUGUUUUAGGUAUGAAUGAACACUCCGUUUCGCUGAGUUGGAAAUGUCCCAUAGACAAUGGCGGGAAAGAAAUAACCUCAUACGAAAUCGAAAUUCAAGAGAAUUACGACACCUGGCGCCAUAUUUUAACUCAAACGGCGAAUCAAAACGACUGUCAAAUCAAUAGACUUAAGGAGGUCAAUAUAUACAGGUUCAGGGUCAUAGCUGUCAAUGAAAUAGGUUAUAGCAGAGCGAGCGAGCCCACCCCAUAUAUAUGUCUAACCGAUUUUCCAAUUCCCCCCAAAAUGGAUGCCGAUUUCACAUCAAUCAACGUAAGUUCGGGGGCCCACAAAGAUGUUCAAAUUCAAAUACCAUGUAUUUUCGGGGAAAAUACAAAUUUCGAUUUGUAUUACAAUUAUAAGCCAAUACGUCUCCCCGCGAAAUAUUCAAUUAUUCCUGAUAUAGCUUCUGGAAUGUUGGAACUAACCAUAAAAAAUUUGGAAAGGGAUGACAAAGGCAUGUACAUCCUUGAGAUUUCGAAUAAAUUUGGCAAAAUUCAUAGCGAUAUUCACUUGAAAGUUUUCGAUACUCCUUCCAAACCCCGGCAGCCUUUAUCGAUAGAAAAUCUUAAACCUGACGAAUUGAACUUGAAAUGGUUAUGUCCUAAAAGCGACGGAGGAAAACCGAUAUCUGGUUAUACGAUCCAAAUGCUUGAUCUGGCAAGAGCCAACAGGCAUCCUGACGAUGUAGACUCUUGGAUAACUCUGAUCAGUGGUCAUAAAGGAGAAGAGAUUAAAAUCCCUAGUUUAAGCGUGGGCAAGGAUUACAGAUUUAAGAUAUUCGCGGAAAAUGAAGUAGGCUUAUCCAAGCCACUUUAUAGCGACGUGAUAAGACCCAAAACAUUCUACAAAAAGCCAUUUACCCCAUCUGCCCCUCAAAUAACGGAUUGGUCUAAUGAAUUCGCCGUAGUAGAAUGGAACCAUUCCAAAUCAGAUGGAGGUUUACCUAUUAAAGGUUUUAUCUUGGAACGCAAAGAAGUGAGAAAUGGACAAAUGGAUUGGAAUUCCGUGCAUUCUGCUUUAAUCUCGGAAUUGUCCUAUAAAGAUGGCACCUUAAUGCCGAAACACUAUUAUCAAUACAGGGUGAUUGCCGUCAACGAUAUUGGAAUGAGUGAACCAAGUCAGCCAACUUGCGAAAUUCAAGCCUCUCCAUCUAAACAAGCUCCCAAGAUAAGCCUCUCUUCCGCCCAAAUGAGAGGCCUUAAUCUCAACGCGAAUCAGCAAAAUCCCCUUAUCAUAAAUAUUUCUAUUUCCGGUUCGCCCGUACCCAAAGUUACUUUGUAUCACUCGGGCCAUCAGAUCAUAAAUUCCGCGAAUAACCAUAAAAACGCUUACGAAUUAGACCCGGGAAAUGAUAAUCUUAAACUGAUCAUAAUGAAUCCUACGUAUUGCGAUAACGGAGAGUACGAAUUAGAGCUUGAAAAUAAACUUGGAAAGGACAAAGCAACUUUCAGAAUAAAGAUUAAUGAUAAACCUAGCCAGCCAAGGGAACCCGUAAAAAUAAUCUCUCCCGACAAGGGUUUCAUCAACAUACAAUGGAAGGAGCCUUCCAAUGAUGGCUGGUCCAAUAUAAACGGAUACAUCAUAGAAGCUUACAAUCCCAACAAAUCCACUUGGGAAGAAAAUGGAACGACUUGUAACACUUCAUAUAACAUGUACCUAGAUAGCCAUGUAUACGACCUGGAUUCAGAACCAAUCAAAUAUAGGCUCAGGAUAUCUGCCAAAAAUAUAAACGGUAAAAGCGAACCUUUGGAAUUGACGCCAUUUGCGAUUAGCGAUAUCAAAUGUAAGCCCUCCCCCGUUCCGGAACCGCCCGUAGCUAAAGAGAUAGGCGCAGAUUACAUAAAAUUAUCUUGGGAAGUUCCUCACGUAGACGGGAAUGACGCGAUAGGAUACAUCAUCGAGCAAAAUCUCUUAGAAGAUUGUCUCGCCUCAUCCGGAAACUGGUUUAAGUUGAACUUCGAGCCAAUCAUUUUCAAUCAAUUCAAGGUAACUCAAUUGUCACCUAAUAGGCAAUAUCAAUUUAGAAUAACUGCCCUCAAUUCUCUAGGAUGCGCUGCAGCUAGUGCCCCGUCUCAAAUUUUUACUACGAGACUAAAUAUGAAGGUUCCAUCGUUUCCCAGGAACUUUCAAGUAAUACCCAUUCCCCCGGAUGAAUUGUCCUUCGUCUGGGACCGUCCACUUAACAAAAUGGCCACUUCUCUCGUAUCGGACCCUAAUAACUCUGGAAAUAAAAAUUUGUGGUACUUUAUAGAGUACCAAUCUUUCACGGCCAACUCCUCAAAUUCAUUUUACCAAGUGGAUAACGAUGAACAUUUUCCGCCCACUUCUGACGACCGUUUGAGCAAUUUUGAUAUGAACUGGAUUCCAUUAAACUCCGAACCUAUAUGGGGGCUCAGCUACUCGGCCCGACAAUUAGAUCCCGAUUUUCAGUAUUUGUUUCGCAUAUACGCGUGCAAUGAAGUGGGGGCGAGUGAACCAUACCAAACGGAAAAAUUGAUGAGACCUCCGCAAAAAUUGAUGGCGCCCCACAUAACGACAUGCACGCUCAAGGAUACAGAUAUAAAUCCCGUGAGAGACAAGGUCUCCUUUUACGUCGCAUUCAAGGGCUGCCCCAAGCCUAAGGUCCAAUGGCUUUUAGAUGGACAGGAGAUGUCGACGUACGUCAAUAAUGUACAAAUCCUCGGAGACAAUAACGGAAGUAGCAGCGAAAUCGUAUUUACCAACUUGAACGAUUCGAGAUUAGCCGGGAAAUCGGCUACGCUCACCCUUAAUUUGGUCAAUUCCGUCGGCAGCGACGCAAGGAGUUGUCUUAUUCGUGUACUGGGACCACCCUCGGCUCCGGAAGGUCCUUUAACUAUCAAAUUUGUCAGACCAGGCAUAUACUGUUUAGCUUGGACACCCCCGACUGAAACAGGUGGUUGUCCUGUCUUGAGUUACGUGGUAGAUUGUAAGAUAAUUGACUAUAAGCAAGGGUUAGAUUUAUUUGACGGGGGAACUCUUCUACACCCUCGAGAAUUGAGAGAUGACGAUUCUUUUACAACGACAACGGAGCGUGAAGAGGACAUCGAAUCUGAAGUCACCGCGGAGUACGGAAAAUUUUUAUCGGCCCGUAGCGAAUGGAUAACGGUCAACGAUAUAGAUGACAUGGAGUUCCCUAUUGUGUAUGGGCCUGACGGCAACGCCUUGUACCAAGCAAAACCCAAUUGUAAAUUUCACUGUCUAUCGCUCAUUCCGAGGGAGCAAAUAAGGCCUAUCCCCUUGCCUGAGGAAUUAUUAUCACUUCCUUUCCCUCCAAAUAUCAAGUUCAUCUUCAGGGUAAGGGCCCUUAAUUUGAUAGGGGCUUCGAAACCACUGGUGAACGCUACGCCUAUGACCAUUCAAUCCGAAUUUGAUUUAUAUCCAUCCCCAGGAGCUCCAUUUAUACAAGACAGUUCCUACGACUUUAUCAAACUUUCGUGGGCACCAACCGAUAAAGAAGGGACAAGACCUUUGCUGGGAUAUGAUCUAGAGAGGUUAGAAGUGUCGGCAUCUGAUUUAGGGGUGGAAUACAUCAAUGGUUCAAUCAUGUGUGUCGAUACUGAUUUGUUGAACCUUAGUCCUAAUGAAUGGCAGCUAGUCAAUACCAGUGGUGUAAUUAAGAAGGACAAAAAGAGAAGGUCUAAAUAUUCACCUGUAGACAUUACUAAAGAUUUGUGCUAUGUGGACAAAGGAGUUACUCCUGGAAAUGCUUAUAUCUAUAGAGUGUUUGCUGUUAAUUUUCAAGGAAGGAGCCUUCCCAGUCAAAUAAGUAAAGUUAUGUUAGCUCGCGAGAAACAUUUCUCUCCAAAAUUUAUCCUUCCCACCGAGUUUGCCGAUGUGUUCAAAGUUAAAGUUGACUCGUGCUUUGAUAUUAAUGUUUCAUAUGCUGCCGAUCCUGAACCUAAACUCAUAGUCUACAAAGACGAAAAUAAAAUCAUGCCUGACACUUCACUUUCUUGGAACGUCAAUCAAGAACAAAUCCAACUCUCCUUCCCCUGUUUUACCAAAUGGAACAUAGGGAAUUAUAAAUUAGUCUUGGAAAACGAAAUGGGAAAAUGCAAGAUCCAAUUUGCAAUGGAUAUAUUAGGGGGUCCAAAUGUGCCAGUAGGACCUGUAUGUCACGAAUUCACGGAUGAUUAUGAUUUGAUCUUGACCUGGAAAGUUCCCAAGCAACUCAUUGAUGAAAUUGAUGAUUACCUAAUAGAACAAAUCGAGGGCUCCACGCUUCUUUGGACGCGGUGCGAUUACGAACUAGUCCCAAAAUCCAAUUUUGAAUCUGUAUCCCUGAGCAACUCGGCUUUAAUCAAACAUUUGCGGUUCGGUCAAAAGUACAAAUUUUCUAUCAAAGCCAAAAGCACCUUCGGUGUUAGUGACCCACUUAUAACAAAUUAUAUUCAAAUGCCUGCAGCGAAUAAAGUUCCAGACCCACCAAGAGAUAUCGAAGUAUUUGAUGUGAUGUCAGGUUCCGUUAAAUUAAGAUGGUCGCCUCCAUUGCAGAACGAGUUGGGCGGAAGUCAAGAAGGAAAAAUUCUUCCAUUAUUAGGAUAUCUCGUUCAAAUUCAACGCAAGAAAUUCUACGAGUCUAAUAUUUUACAAUUGGAACCUCUUGCAAUGGAUGAUGUAAGUUCCCUAAAAGUGGGAAUAAUUAACUUGGAAGUCGGCGAGUGGGUUAAUAUUAAUACUUAUCCUGAUACUAGUACUGAAAAGUUGAUACCGAAUUUGUCGAAAGGGGAUAAAGUGAGAUUCCGGGUAGCGGCCGUUAAUAAAGCCGGCUCUAGCGAUUUUAGUUUUCCAACUGACUUUUGCGAAGUUAAAGAUAAAAUAACGAUGACCUCCUGUCCCAGACAACUAGUCCUAAAACCCCUGCCCAAUUCUUCUAUGAUUCAGCUCUCGUGGGAGGUCCCAUUAGAUGAAGGAAAUCUUCCUAUCUUGAACUACCUAAUAGAAUAUUCCUUAAAUACGAAUGACAACCCAAAUUGGACUCCUACCUCUUCUGCUUAUCUAUCUCACCAAAGUAAUACUAGUUGCUUGAUUGAUUUAAAGGAACUGUUACAUUCAAGAAAGGGUCCCUUAGAAGAUACCAUUCAGUUUCGGGUUCUGGCAAGAAACGGCCAGGGUCUCGGGCCGCCAUCUCUACCCAUAUGUUUGCACUCACCCUCAUUGCCUUCCUCAAGGAAUAUCAAUCAAUAUCCUAAGAUAACUUGUAUACUUGAACCAGAGUAUACCCUGAUGGCGGGACACGAAUUCGAUAUUAAAAUUCCCUUUAUAUGCCCAAAUACGGAAGCGGAAGACGUGAAAAUAGAUUGGAAAAGGGACGAUAUUUUGAUGUUCCCUAAUGCCGAUGAUCGCAUAUCUAUUAAUAAAUAUCCACAUUACACCGAUUUCCGAAUCAAGGAAACUAGCAGAGAUGACCAAGGGAAUUAUUCCUUGAUCAUUACUAACCCAUAUGGUUCAGCCGAGAUUGGAUUCAAUCUUAUAAUCAAGGACAAGCCAGCGAAACCGUACAAUGUCAAAUGCACUGAAUGCACAGGCGAAAAUGCAUGGAUAACUUGGAGUUGUGAUUCAGAGUACGAAAAUGAUAUUUAUUACAUGGUAGACAUCAAAAAUUUUAGUCAAGAUAAUUGGACCAAUAUAGACGAUCAUUUAUUCAAAACCAGAAUCAAAAUAACGGAUCUAACAAUAGAUGAUAAAUAUGAAAUUCGGGUCUCGGCCAACAAUUUAUACGGACAAAGUGAAUACGCCAUUAUGGCCAGUCCUCUGCAUUGCAAAUACCCAUUCAAAGUUCCGGAUUCUCCUGGAAUUCCAUUUGCCGAUGUGACUGGAAAAGACUUUAUAAGGCUCAAAUGGCAAACACCGUACAGCGAUGGCGGGAGUAAAGUAUUGGGUUAUUUGAUAGAGCAAAGAGACGAAUUCGCUUUCGAACAAUUAGAAAAAUCGGCCGAAAACAUGUGGAUCGAAGCUAAAAUCAAAGAGCAAAUCGAUCAGAAUAUCGUAAUAAUAACUGAUCUAUUACCAGAAUUAGGAUAUCAAUUCCGUGUUUCCGCAUAUAACAAAGCCGGUCAGGGUCCAUGGUCACAGGAAUCAGACAUUUUGGCUACCAAGACUCCUACCAUUACUCCUCGAAUCUUAGAAGAACGCGUUGAAAAGGAUGUAGUAGCUUUUAGGGGAACGGAAUUUCAUUUGGUGGUUCCUUAUCAAGCUUACCCCAAACCCUUAGCUACAUGGACCAAAGGAAAUUUAGAACUUCCUAUAGGAUAUAAUACAAAAUUUUGUUCUCUGAGCGAAGAUCAUUGCAACACCAUUCUGUUAAUUCAUAACAUCGACUUCUCUGAUGCAGGAACUUAUUGUUUGACACUCAGGAACGAUAAAGGCUGGGAUAGUAUUUUCAUCAAAAUUAAGGUUGUAGGUCCUCCAAAUUCCCCAGCUAAGCCCCUUACCGCUAUCAUUAAGGAUAAGAAUUCCGUUAGGCUAUCUUGGAGAUACACCGAGGCGACUGCAUCAGGUCAAUCUAGCAGCGAUAAUCCGACUCACUACAUGGUCGAAUAUAAAAAAAUGAACGAUGGCACCGGUUUGAACGGUAUCGACUCGAUUAAUUAUCGUGUAAGGAGCACGAUAUCUCCCUUAAGCGUCAGGGGAAGAAUGGAAAGAGAAACUUCGGUAGGUUCCGACAUUCCUGGCCCGUGGUUUCAGUACCCAGAUACAACUAUAUUAAACAGAAUAACCAUUACCAAUUUGGAUGAAAAUGGUAAAUAUCUUUUCAGAGUAAUCGCGAUCAAUAAAUACGGGGCUAGUGAACCUCUUCAUUUAGAAUCCCCCUUAACAUUGCAUAUAGAAUAUGAACAACCGGAUGCUCCUGGUUGCAUUAAUUCCUCAUUUAUAGACGAAGAUUCUAUGAAUAUCAAUUGGGAAACCAAUAAUAAGAGCGAUAUUUCCAUCAGAGGGUAUAGCUUGGAAUACACCGAGGUAGAGAAUGAUACAUAUCUAUGGCAACAAUAUUUGCCUCCUGAAACGGAACAAGAAUUAUUGGAUGACUGCGAUAAUGACAUCGUUACUAGGCACAAUGAAAUCAUAGUCAAGGGUUUGGAACCUUUCAAAAAGUAUCGUUUUAGGGUCAGAACCAAAAGUUCGGAAGGUGUUUGGAGUAAUUAUAGUGAGCUAUCUCCUAUCUUGAGUCUCAAAACGCGUAUCAGAAUACCUUCUCAGCCAAACCCGCCAGAAGUUUUGGAUUGGGGCAAAGAUUUCGUUCAGCUCAUUUGGAAGCCACCUAUUAAUGACGGCGGGGAUAUAUUUAUAAAAUAUAUAGUCGAAUAUAAGGAUGUGGGGGGUAGUGAUUGGCAUACGGCGACCGAAACACCCAUAAGUCGUAACAAGUAUAUGGUCUGCAACUUAAAUGAUAAGACGAAGUAUCAAUUUAGAAUAACGUUAGUAAAUCGCGCGGGAAAAAGUGGGCCAAGUAGUGCGACAGAGCCCGUUAAAUUGCUUCAGCCAGGGGAUAGGCAAGGAGGAUAUUACGGGAAUAGAGCAGGAGACGAUAAGCUUAGAAUGAUAAGGUCCAUUAAAGAUGUCGAUUUUGCUCUUAAUUCCACUUUCCAGAUGGAAUGCGAGAUAUCGGGUUACCCGGUGGACAAAUUCAAAUGGUUGAAAAACGGAAUUGAACUGCGAGAAACCGAACGUAUCAAAUAUAUGGAGAGCGGCCCUACAUAUUAUUCGCUUAUGGUUACACGAGCCGAUGAUGGCGAUAAGGGCAAGUACACUUUAACCCUUCAAAACGACGCGGAUAUUAUUUCCACCACUGCUUACGCCAAAUAUAUCGCUCCUCCGAUUAUCAUUCAAAGCCCGAAAAACGACUCCGUAUCAUUUAAACAAGGUUCGACGGGCAGAAUUAAAAUAUUUUUAGACGGCACACCGCCUUUCAAAUACCAAAUUUCCAAGAAUGGUUGCAUAAUCAUGGGUAAAUCCCUUGUAGGCAAUUUGCAGAGGGAGGAAAUGCCAUACUGCUACGAUGACGAAACUGAGGAAUUAGGUGGAAGUAUAUCUUCUUCGAUCUCUAGUAGAGAACGAAGCCGUUCUAGAAUGGCUCUCCCGAUUCGUAACUAUAGAAAAUCUUCGCACGCUAGAUUCAAAAUGAUAGAAUCGAUAGAUAACGUGACUCUUAUAUUGGGUAGCGUGGGUCUCGCCGAUUCUGGUGAAUACAUGUUCGAAAUUUCCAAUCCUAGCGGGAUUGUCAUUCGGGCAGUUCAAGUCAAAGUUUUGGGAGCACCAAGUAGCCCAAAAGGUCCAGUGAUUCAUAAAGUUUUGAAUAAAUCAGAAAUUUAUCUCUCCUGGUCUAAACCGGACGAAGAAGGGGGAAGCCCUAUAAUGCAUUACGAAAUCGAGCGGAGGAUGCUAGGAAAAAAUUAUUGGAUAUCUUGCAAUUCUUAUUGCAAGACGACCGAUUGUACGGUUAGUGAUUUGAUUCCGAACAAAAAAUAUUUAUUCCGGAUAUAUGCCAUAAAUGAGCAAGGUAAAAGUCCCUACCUAGAACCCGUUACCGAGUUUCAUAUUCCUACGCAUAUUACUUUGCCAGACGCACCCACAAAUUUAACUAUCUCGGAUGUUAUUAGCCAAGAUGGGAAGAAACUAUGCGUGGGAGCAUCUAAUGAUUUAUCAUCUACCGAAUCAAUUCAAUUGAAUUGGAACCCACCCUUAAAAAAUCAAAACGGAACAUGUUUUGGAUACCUAGUGGAAAAACUCGAUCAAUUAGAAAACUAUUGGGUUCCCGUGACCGAUAAAACUUUUUCCUCGAUUGGGAGCGAUAUAACAUUAUCUCAUCAUAAACUCCCAUCGGAAUUUGGAGAUAUGGGCGAUGAAGACUUUUAUCCCUUCUUGAUUCAAAACACCUCUUUGAGGGUAGAUGGCAUCGUACCCGAACGCGAAUAUUCUUUCAGGGUGUUUUCCGUGAACGAGGCCGGAAAAAGUAUCCGAUCGGCGGAAUGCGUGAAGCCUAGAGAAGCUCCGAUUUCGCCCUUCAAUGGGAAAAUGGAAGUGAUACUACCCUUGAGAAAUGCUACGGUUAAAGAAGGGAAAACGUUACGUAUGGAGACUUAUAUUCAGGCACCCGAAUGUUCAAUUAUUUGCUGGUUCAAAGAUCAAGUCGAAAUAUGUUCUUCCUUAAAAUACAAUAUCUUCUCCCUGGACUCUCGUCAUAUACUACUAGUCCACGAUUUCAAUGUCUUUGAUGAAGGAGAAUAUACCUGCUUUUGCACUUACUUGACUAAUAGUGUUUCGACUGGUGCUAGCAUAAUGUUGAGAGAGAAUUAUUCGUCAUCUCAGGAUAAUGGCAAUUUCAUUCCCUCUUAUGCUCCUAGUAGAAACUCGUCUUAUGUAGAAAGAUCUACUAGAACUCCUACGAUAGGAUCGUCAACUUUUCAAGACAGAAGCAGCUCUUUCAGGAAGAGUCCUGAUAAAUCUAGCGAAAAUAAUCUCAAAGAAAAUAGCGCACCAAGUUUCGUUGAUUUGCUAAAACCCUUAUCUAUCCCCGAGAGAGAAUCCGACUUAUUAACAUGCAAGAUUGAAGAUAAUCUCAAAGAAAAUAGCGCACCAAGUUUCGUUGAUUUGCUAAAACCCUUAUCUAUCCACGAGGGAGAAUCCGACUUAUUAACAUGCAAGGUUGAAGAUAAUCUCAAAGAAAAUAGUGCGCCAUGUUUCGUUGAUUUGCUAAAACCUUUAUCUAUCCCCGAGGGAGAAUCCGACUUAUUAACAUGCAAGGUUGAAGUCAAAGAAAAUAGCGCGCCACGUUUCGUUGAUUUGCUAAAACCCUUAUCUAUCCCCGAGGGAGAAUCCGUCUUAUUAACAUGCAAGGUUGAAGGUAACCCACCGCCCACCAUUAUUUGGUUCAAAGGAGCAGAAAAAUUGGAUAAUUUACCGCCAUAUCAGAUUUCGCAAACGCCAGAGGGUAAAUGUACCUUGAAAAUCACAUCAGUCGCUCCGAAUCAAGAGGACGAUUAUAUUUGCAUAGCUUGUAACGCUCUCGGAGAUUCCUCCUCUUCCACUCAAUUGAAAGUUAUUGCUUCUACUAAGACGACUCCUAGAGGUAAAGAAAUAGGAGAUCUAUCAGAGUCGAAGCCAGAAUUCGUAAAAAAGUUGGAAGAUAUUAAGGUUCAGGAAGGGCAUACAAUCACGGUUGAAUGCCAGAUUCAAGGUAUUCCAAAACCGGAUGUCACUUGGUUAUUCAACGGCAAUCCCAUAGAAGCGGAUAAUAUAGACGUCUUCAACGAAGAUGACCUUUACAAAAUGACGAUAUAUAACUGCGAAAAAGAAAACUCAGGCAAUUACACUUGCCUUUCCUCUAAUUCGCUGGGUCAAGCUGAAUGCCUAAUGCGUUUAACUUGUGGAUGAAAUUUCCAUUUUUAUUAACACGUCACUAAUUUUUUUAGCCAUAUUUUUUUAUUGAUUUAAUUGUUUUUUUUUAUAUUAGGAAAAAUUAUAAGUUCUGAAAAUUGAAAUUAUUUAUAUUAUUCUCCCGAACUUGUCAGUUUUCCAGCAUUUAAAAAAAUAAAUUGGUGUUAUUUUAUAAUAAUCAAAUAAUCAUUCAUGGUAUUGUACACUAACAGAUACAAAUAUACAGAUACAUAUAUCAUAUUUAUUAUUUCCCUUCAAAA